This is a messenger RNA of Cydia pomonella (codling moth), 441 nucleotides long. RefSeq names its product chorion class CB protein M5H4-like. Lineage: Eukaryota; Metazoa; Arthropoda; Insecta; Lepidoptera; Tortricidae. The transcript has 2 exons. Gene Ontology annotation, molecular function: structural constituent of egg chorion. The coding region runs from base 47 to 391 and encodes 114 amino acids. Gene Ontology annotation, biological process: multicellular organism development; chorion-containing eggshell formation. The record is from RefSeq and is a predicted model, not a curated record. Gene Ontology annotation, cellular component: egg chorion.
UCUUCGACCGGAAUAUUCAUUCCUAGUUUGCUAACAAAUUUACGAAAUGUCUUUCAAGGCUGUGAUUUUCUGUGCCGCUGCCUUAUUGGUUCAGAGCAUCUCCGCUCAGAGAAGCUGCGGCUGCCAGUCCAUCGAGGUGUCCAACAAUGGCGGAGCUUUAACCGUGACCAGCGCCGGCCCCAUCGCGCCGUCCGGCAUCGCCGUCGCCUCCGACCUCGGCCUGUCCGGCGACCUGGACCUGUCCGGUACGCUCCCGUACCUGAGCGCGGUGGCGUUCGAGGGCAAGUUUGACACCAGCGGUUCGGCGCCGGUGUGUUACGGCUGUGGGGACUGCGUCGCCAUCACUCAGCAGAUCGGCGGCUCCAGCAGCUGCGGGUGCGGCAGACGCUAAGACUUUGUGUACUUGAAUUGCCAUAUUUUAUAAUAAAACAGCAAAAUGCA